GGGUGCCCCGUGACGGUCCCAGGGGUGACAUUACCUGCCCAACCUGCGCCGCCGCUCCCACGCCUGGAGGCAGCCGGCCCGGGCCUCCCUGCUCCGCCAACGCCGCUCGCGUCGCCUUCGCUCCCCGCCUGCGCUCCCUCCUGGGACCCCACUCACUGCUGGGACCCCACUCACAGCCCGGCGGUGAGGAGACUUUGCCCCCCGCAUCGCCUCCCCGCAGCCCGCCCCGCUCCGUGGAAGGAAGGAGGAAACCUCGGGCGGAGGGAAGGAGGAAACUGGGCGGCAGCUGGGAGAUAUGAGCAGCGCCGAGGAGGACUACAACUUUGUCUUCAAAGUGGUUCUGAUUGGGGAGUCCGGCGUGGGCAAAACCAACCUGCUGUCCCGCUUCACCCGCAACGAGUUCAACCACGACAGCCGCACCACCAUCGGCGUGGAGUUCUCCACCCGCACCGUCCUGGUGGGAGAUGCCGCAGUGAAGGCACAGAUUUGGGACACGGCCGGGCUGGAGCGGUACCGCGCCAUCACCUCUGCGUACUACCGUGGGGCUGUGGGUGCUCUGGUCGUCUUUGACAUCACCAAGCACCAGACGUACGACGUGGUGGAGCGCUGGCUGAAGGAGCUGUAUGACCACGCCGAGGCCAGCAUUGUGGUCAUGCUGGUGGGCAAUAAGAGCGACCUGGCGCAGGAGCGGGAGGUGCCCACGGAGGAGGCGAAAAUGUUUGCAGAGAACAAAGGGCUGCUCUUCAUUGAGACAUCGGCGCUGGACUCCACCAACGUCGAGGAGGCGUUCGAGACUGUCCUGAAGGAGAUCUUCGGCAAAGUGCAGAAGCAGAAGCAGAGGAGCAGCCAAAGCAGCACGGUGUCACUCGGCAGCGAGAGCCCGGACAGCGCGGCCGCAGCGCAGGCAGAGAAGCGGCCGUGCUGCGUGGCCAUCUGAGCUCGUCCCGGGGCUCGCGGCCGCCGGCACAGCUCGGUGGCAGCCGACCUGCCGUGCCGCCCGUUGUCCCGGCGCGGCGGCAGCCCGGAGCGUGGCCGCGCUCUGCCGUAAGCAGCGCGGAGCGUCGGUGCAGCUCUGCGCGGUGUCGGUCCGUCCCCGCGGCGCAGAAGCGCUGAAGUGCCGCCGCCGCCGCCGCCUCUCCGCGGGAGCUGCUGCCGUUGUGCCGUUACUGCCGCGGGGCCGUCGCGCCCCGUCCCUGUGCCCCGCACCACGGAUGUGCCCAACCCCACCGCUCUCCAUCCCCGCUGGGAACCGCUCGGGGGUCGCUGCAUCCCGAGCCCGACGGGGCCCUAAGAAAGAGCCCCGAGGGGGGAAGCAGCUGUGCCCACCCCGCGCGCCUCUGUCCCCAUCUCGGUGUGUCGUGGGUCGGUCCGACAGCAAAACGCAGCCCGCGGCCCCACCGCUCACCCGGCGCUGCUCCGUGCUGGACAGCCAUUAAAGGACUGUGGAAGGCA
This is a messenger RNA of Gallus gallus (chicken), 1452 nucleotides long. RefSeq names its product RAB25, member RAS oncogene family (gene RAB25). The coding region runs from base 296 to 937 and encodes 213 amino acids. Gene Ontology annotation, biological process: exocytosis. Gene Ontology annotation, molecular function: GTP binding; GTPase activity. The transcript has 5 exons. Gene Ontology annotation, cellular component: recycling endosome. The record is from RefSeq and is a predicted model, not a curated record. Lineage: Eukaryota; Metazoa; Chordata; Aves; Galliformes; Phasianidae.